Molecule: messenger RNA, 2065 nt
Organism: Mycetomoellerius zeteki
Lineage: Eukaryota; Metazoa; Arthropoda; Insecta; Hymenoptera; Formicidae
Product: carnitine O-acetyltransferase-like
Biological process (GO): carnitine metabolic process, CoA-linked
Cellular component (GO): peroxisome
Molecular function (GO): carnitine O-acetyltransferase activity
Source: RefSeq, a predicted model, not a curated record
UGAGAGUCAUUACUCCUUUCACUUACAAAAAGAACUUUCACCAUAUGGACGCCAGUACAGUAAAAUUAGACUCUUUAGAGAAACCAGCUAUGUACAAAGUACUCUCCAAUGUAUCAAAGUAUACAAUCUACGAUGGAUUGCGUAAGACACCGUCUGUUCUUCAUGGAGCAUCUAUAACAACAUUAAACCUAAAUCAGCAACCAAUUCCAAAACAACCUGUUCCUGAUCUCAAGCAAACUAUGGAACGUUACUUGAGAUCCUUAAAACCAUUAUUGACCGACAAUGAAUAUAAAAAUACAGAGAAGAUUGUUGGUGAAUUUAUAAGCCAUACAGGCGCAGGACCUCGGUUACAUGCCAAAUUAUUGGAGAGAUAUCAGAAUACUGAUAACUGGAUGAAAGAAUGGUGGCUAGAAGUCGCAUAUUUAGGAUACCGUUUGCCAGUGAUUGUGCAUUCCAGUCCUGGAACUGUUGGGCCUCCAAUUACUUUCCAUCGACCAGAUGACAUUUAUAUGUAUGCAGCACGUCUCGUUGCUGCAGUGUGCAAUUAUAAUGAGAUGGUUAAAAGUGGAAAGAUUAAACAAGAAAUGGCUCGCAAUGAUCCGCUUGAUAUGCAGCCUUACGGCAUGAUACUUGGCACGCACAGGCGACCCAACGAAGUAGUCGACAAAUUGUUGCACACAGACGAGGCCAAACACAUAAUAAUCAUAAGCAAUAAUAAUUUCUUUAAACUUUGUGUUGUCGAUAAAGACGGCAUUUUAAGCGAGGGCAAACUUGUAGCUGCCAUAAAAGAUAUCGCAGAUCGCUCGAGUACUCAAGGAAAGCCCGUAGGAAUUUUAACUGGAAAUGACAGAGAUACUUGGGUGAAGGAUUAUAGCUUACUUUUAGAACUGGAUAACAAUAGGGAUAUAAUCAAAGAUAUAGAAAGUUCCUUGUUUAUUUGUAGCUAUAUAAAUGCUGGAAACAGGUGGCAUGACAAAACUAUACAGUAUAUAAUAUCCGCCGAUGGUUACAUUGGCAUGGUAUACGAACACAGUCCAUGUGAAGGAAUUCCAGUUGCUGUCCUUCACGAUUAUGUAUUAAAAUAUAUCGCGGCAAGAGAAAAUAGCGCAAGGGAUGGAAAGUCUGCGGAUUUCCCGAGACCAGAGCUUUUGAAGUUUGAAAUUAACGACGCUAUAGACUGUGCAAUCGAAAUAGCUACUGAUACGGUAGAUAAACUCUCAGACGACAUAGAUAUGGAAUGUUUUACAUUCGACAAAUUUGGUGCAGACGCUAUAAAAGCGAUCAAACUGAGUCCCGACAGUUUUAUUCAGAUAGCGAUGCAAGUGACUUUUUACAAUUUACAAAGGAAGGCGCCGGCUCAUUAUGAAAGCGCGGCAUUACGAAGAUUUAUUAAUGCCAGAACCGAAUGUAUUAGGUCGACCAGCACCGAGUCGGUUGAGUUCGCGAAAGUAAUGCUUCCUGGGGAAUGCAAGAGCAAACAACAAAAGAAGGAAAUGAUGAUCAGAGCUAUAAAUGCUCAUAAAGAAUACGCCGCACAAGCUGCGACAGGUCAAGGCGUCGACCGGCAUUUAUUUGGCUUAAAAAUGAUAGCAAAAAGCGAAGGAAUGGAGCUCCCAGAAUUGUAUAAAGAUGUUGGUUAUACCAGAAGUACAUAUUUCAAUUUGACAUCAAGUCAGGUGCCAUAUAAGUCAGCGUCUUUUAUGUGCUUUGGACCGGUUGUUCCCGACGGUUAUGGUUGCUGCUAUAACCCACGACCGAAGGAUAUUCUAUUUGCCUGUUCGUCGUUUAAAUCGUGCAACGAGACUAAUACGAGAAAUUUUGCUUGUGUUUUACAGCAGACAUUGUGCGAUAUGCGAAACAUAGGAAGUGAAUAAAAUUGUAAGAACUUCGCAAUUUUAGUACGAUGGAAAAAAAGUACCGAAUUUGAUAUUUUUAUAUUAUAUACGAUAGCAAAAAAAGAGAUGCUCGAAUCAAACGAAUUUGCUUCGCAUAAACUUUUUAUUGCGAAAUAUAUACUGAAGAUCCAAAACACUUUGUAUAGUAUGACUUGGUCUGCUCUGUAUAU